GGAUGGCAAUUUUGUAAAUGUUGAGCCAUCCCAUCCCACCCUUUUGUAAUUAGGAGGAAAACCGAGAAACCCGAUCAAUAAAACCGAACCGAAAUAACUCAAGUUCGGUUCGGUCCUAUUAGGCGAACCGCUCGGUUUUUACUUUGGCAAAAACUCGAGCCGAACCGAUUUAUACCCUACAUUGGUGACCGGCUACUACUAUCGAGUGCCGCUUGAUUGCUGCGAUACCUAACACAGAGCAGGAGGAAGACGAAGACGAAGACGAAGACGAAGAAAGGUGAAAAAGAUGAGGCUACUGACCCACAACAUGAUUUCAUCCAACAUCAAGGGCGUCGCCAAUGGCUUCCCUCUCCGGAUCGAGGUCGAGAAAGUGGUCGAGAAGCAGGUCGAUUUCAAUCCAGAUUUCCUCAGGAACAUGUUCUCCAAGAUCGAAUGGAAACCUCUCGUCGACGCUUCUCGGGCUCUGGGCUACGCCGACCUUCCCGACGAGGCCGAGUCGUCCAUGCUCGACUCCGAUGACUUUCUGCAACGAUUCCACCACGCCCUUCUCGAGCUGCAUCUCGAGGAGGGCGCUCUUGUUUGCCCGGAGACCGGCCGCCGAUUCCCCGUCAAUAAGGGUAUUCCCAAUUUGCUCCUCCACGAAGACGAGGUCUGAGUUUAUAUUUUACAGUUUAUAAAUUCCUCCAUGUUAGGGUUUUACUGGACCAGGCGCAGGUUUGUCAAGAAUUGGAAAAUUAGGGUUGUUUUGUUUGUUGGCCAUGGAUGGGAUUAAUGGAUCUCAGAUCUUUGUUACUAUAAAUUUUGACUGAAUUGUAUUUUGAUGGGUGGGAAGAAAACUGCGUGGAAAGAGUUGGCAAAAUUAGUGUACUGAUAAAACUCAAUGUUGUUUGGUUUCUUCCUUUCAUUUUGUGGAUCAAUUUUGAGAUCUUCCUUUUAGAAUUUGUCA
Messenger RNA from Momordica charantia (bitter melon), 946 nucleotides. RefSeq names its product Trm112p-like protein. Gene Ontology annotation, molecular function: protein heterodimerization activity. Gene Ontology annotation, biological process: peptidyl-glutamine methylation; rRNA (guanine-N7)-methylation; tRNA methylation. The record is from RefSeq and is a predicted model, not a curated record. NCBI's taxonomy places the organism in Eukaryota, Viridiplantae, Streptophyta, Magnoliopsida, Cucurbitales, Cucurbitaceae.